This is a messenger RNA of Labrus bergylta (ballan wrasse), 2497 nucleotides long. RefSeq names its product carboxypeptidase A6 (gene cpa6). Gene Ontology annotation, biological process: proteolysis. Gene Ontology annotation, molecular function: metallocarboxypeptidase activity; zinc ion binding. NCBI's taxonomy places the organism in Eukaryota, Metazoa, Chordata, Actinopteri, Labriformes, Labridae. The record is from RefSeq and is a predicted model, not a curated record.
UGCUACCCUGCAAUUCCCUCCACAGCUUUAAAAGAGGUGGCAAAUGCUUCUUCGUGUGCCAGAUGACUGUUUUCGCACCUUUUGCACCUUCUGUGUCAGAGAGGAACAACUACCCCAAAGCGCGCGCGGCGACAACUAAGUAACCAAUCUGCCGAUGCUGCCCUAAAACGACUCCUUUUGAGUUUCAUUCAUUUCCCGGAUAAGUUGACGUGCAUCCCCGUGAAGUUGCCUAUUUGGUUGUCUCUUGGCUUUGAUCUGCUGGCCAAGGAUGGUGUCGGACCUCAGGAGCGCAUUUCGCGCCUCAGUUUUACUGGCAUGUGUGAUAAUCUGCAGCAGCGUGCUAUGUCCCGUCGGUGCCUAUCUGUACAACAACCGCUACGCAGGGGAUCAGGUCUUCAGGAUCACUCCGAGUGAUGCUGAGGAGGUCCAAACGCUCAAGAGAAUUCUGGGACAUAUGAAGGUGGACCUUUGGCAGCCCAACAGUGCUACUCUCAUCAAACAAAACGCCACAGUGGACGUCCAUGUGAAACGCAACAGCACUCGAGGUUUACAUGCACGCUUAAAGCUCGAGCAUAUGGACUAUCGGGUCUUUAUCUCCAAUCUACAGAGUGAAAUUGAGAAGCAGACAGGAUACCGCUCGUCUCGCAGGCGGAGGUCAGAGUCUCAGUAUGACUACGAGGUGUACCACUCUCUGGAAGAGAUCCAGAGAUGGAUGUUUGAUGUGAACAGAACCCACUCAGACCUGGUUGACAUGUUCUCCAUCGGGAAGUCGUACGAGGGAAGGCCGCUAUAUGUGCUUCAGAUAGGAAAGAGAAGUCGUCAUCAGAAGAAAGCUGUGUGGAUCGACUGCGGCGUCCAUGCCAGAGAGUGGAUAGGACCUGCCUUCUGCCAGUGGUUUGUCAAAGAGGCUGUCAACUCGUAUCAGUAUGACUCUGUGAUGAGACGGCUGCUCAACCAGCUCAGCUUCUACAUCAUGCCCGUCCUCAAUGUGGAUGGAUAUCAUUUCAGCUGGACCACGGAUCGGUUCUGGAGGAAAACGAGGUCCCGAAAUCACAAGUUCCACUGCCGAGGGACGGAUGCUAACAGAAACUGGAAGGUGAAAUGGUGUGAGGAAGGAGCCUCCUCUCAUCCCUGUGACGACACCUACUGCGGGCCGUUCCCCGAGUCUGAACCCGAAGUCAAGGCCGUUGCUAAGUUCUUGCGCAAGCACAAGAAACAUGUCAAAGCCUACAUAUCCAUCCACGCCUACGCCCAAAUGCUGCUCUACCCCUAUUCCUACAAGUACGCCACUAUCCCCAACUUCAGCUGUGUGGAGUCAGCAGCUCAAAAUGCAGUGACAGCCCUCUACUCUGCUUAUGGAGUAAGGUACAGAUAUGGACCUGCAUCCACGACUCUGUAUGUGAGUUCGGGCAGCUCCAUAGAUUGGGCGUACAGAAACGGGAUCCCGUACACAUUCGCGUUUGAGCUGAGGGACACGGGAUACUUCGGCUUCCUCCUGCCUGAAUCUCUGAUCAACCCGACCUGCACCGAGACUAUGAGGGCCGUAAAGGCCAUCGCAUCAGGUCUGCUGAAGAAGUGCGAGACAGACAAGGACCGAUUUCCAUAUAUAUGACCGCGCUGCCACUCACCGGUCACUUAUCUCAACACCUCAUAUCCCUCAGAGAUUUCAUAUUCCCCCCCCCCCACAAGAUAUUAUCAGAUGAGAACAACCAGCAAAGCAUGGAUUUUAAUCUGCUUUCCUUGUUUUUUGAGGUUGUUCACCUUAUUUUCCUUUUCUGAUAAGAUGCCUUUGGCAGAUAUGAACUAGUGGUGGGGUUUUUUGUGUUGAACCAUGUAUCCUAUGUGUGACCAUCCUGUUUAUAUACGUAAAGAUCCCACAAACAGAGUCAGAGAGCAGUGGAGCGUUUAUGUGUCCCAUGCAAUAUCUGUGUUGCUCUCUGUUUUAAAAACAUGAAAAAUGUAGUUUAGUUUUCACACUUUAAGCUUCCUUAAGUAAAUAAUGGUCAUGUGAGCACUUGUAAUAAUACAACAGCACUUUUCUUUUUUUUUUAAAGAAACAGCUACGAAUUAUAAUAUCAUGUUUAAAAGCCUCGACACAUGAACUGUUUUUGAUUAAUACAACCCUUUAUCUCUAUCCACAGAUGCUUUUUUAUUUUAAAAUUAGCCUUACCCAUGUGCCAGAAUAGAUUUCAGACUAUAAUGUUAAAUGUAUUAAUGCCCUUUUACUGCAACCAUUCUGGAUUUUGAAUAUGCUAGCACAAGACAAUCGUGGGUUUAGUGACGUUUUUGUAUUGUUUUUAUUUUGUUACAUUUUUUCAUACUGAAAUUGGGGAACUGCCCCAUCACUUCAGUAACUUACUGUGUCAUCAUUACUCAGGUAUGGAUCAGUGACAGAGUCAGAAACGUUUACUUUUGACUGGUUAUUUCCUUUUUGUGACAUUCUAACAACUGUAUUUGAUCUGACUUCAUGAAUAAAGAUCAAUAUUGUCAUUUUUAA